Molecule: messenger RNA, 840 nt
Organism: Trichogramma pretiosum
Lineage: Eukaryota; Metazoa; Arthropoda; Insecta; Hymenoptera; Trichogrammatidae
Product: pupal cuticle protein 36a-like
Exons: 5
Coding region: 1-840 (279 amino acids)
Cellular component (GO): chitin-based extracellular matrix
Molecular function (GO): structural constituent of chitin-based larval cuticle
Source: RefSeq, a predicted model, not a curated record
AUGAAGCUGCCGCUAGCAGUAGUUCUGCUAGUCGCGUCUCGGACGUGCUUAGCAGCUCGCCUCGACAAUACAUAUCUGCCACCAGGCAGUGCAGGAUCUGCCGGCGGUAGUGGCCUGCAGGCACCCAAUAAAUUCGGGGGAGGCUUCGGAGGAAACGCCGGUGGCUUUGGCAGCAGGCCCGGAGGAGGCUUCGGCGGAGGAGGAUCUUCGGGAGGCUUCGGUGGAGGUGCCGCUGGAUUUGGAGCUCGACCCGCUGGCGGUGGUUUCAGCGGAGGUGGCGGAGGCUUCGGCGGAUCAUCCGGCGGCGGCGGCGGUGGCUACAGCGGCGGUGGCGGAGGAGGUGGCAGUUUCGGUGGCUCUAGCGGACCCAGUGGACCACCCAUACCGAUCGUCUCGUUCGACGCUCAGAACGGCGGUGACGGAAACUACAGAUACAGUUACGAGACCGGCAAUGGAAUCCAAGUUCAAGAGCAAGGACAAUCGAGAGGCAACGCCGAGGCCGUGAGCGGAUCGUACAGUUACACCGGCCCCGACGGACAGGUAUACACGAUCAAUUACACCGCCGACGAGACGGGCUUCCACGCGCAAGGCGCCCACAUACCCACCCCACCUCCGAUCCCACCGGAGAUUCAGCGCGGAAUCGAACUGUCGCUCGCUGCUGAGGCGCGUGGCGAGAACCAGGACGGCGCAUACAGAGGCGAGGGCGGCAGCGGAGGUAAGGAUCCGAUGCAACAGAUCGGCUAUGGUGGCUACCAAGGCGGUGGUGGUGGUGGCGGUGGCUAUCAAAGCUCCCAAUCUGGCGGUGGUUACCAGAGCUCACAGGGCGGCUACCGAUACUAA